Messenger RNA from Exophiala bonariae, 807 nucleotides. RefSeq lists its product as uncharacterized. The record is from RefSeq and is a predicted model, not a curated record. NCBI's taxonomy places the organism in Eukaryota, Fungi, Ascomycota, Eurotiomycetes, Chaetothyriales, Herpotrichiellaceae. Bases 1 to 807 code for a protein of 268 amino acids. The transcript is spliced from 2 exons.
AUGGAGCCUUACCGUCCAUAUUCUACAACAGAUUAUUCUGGCGUCAAUGCAAAGCAUGAGGACCAAGUUCAGCUAGUACCUAAGCGGGAAAAGCGCCCCAAAACACUGGCCGUUCAGGCGACUACACCUCACCGAAUUCGAGUGGCAUUCCGCGUUAUCGCGUUGGCCUUCUCGUUUGCGCUUGUCGUCAUUAUGGUUAAAGCUUUGAUCGUUUACGAACGUACCAAGAGCGAGACGUUCACUUAUCCUAGGGGUACUACGCUCUCGGCAUGGCCGCAGUCCCUGCAGACUGGACCUACAGCUCUCAUGCUAGUUGCGGCCGUGGUUUCUGUAAAGUUGAAUAUUCUCUCCCUCCUCACACUCUGCGCUUGUUUCCGGAAGUUGCGUGCGAAACGUAUAGGUCCGAUCAUGGCAAUGGUGUCUUCCUUCCUAGCCUUCAUCGUAUCGACUGCUGCAGUUGUAUAUUACAAGAGCUGGGACACAGGCAAGAAGUCGCAGAGUGACAUUUGGAACUGGACUUGCACUCAUAAAGAUAUCGAGGUCCGUGUUGAGAACAAGGACCUUGGCUUCAGCACUGUUUGCCAAGAGAUGGUGAGCAAUUCCCUGGCUAUAAAUUACCUGCAGCUGACUAUCUUGAAGCACUUUGGGUUCUGGGCAGGUGUGAUUGUGGCGGUGGUUGAGUUUCUGAACUUCAUCCUGUCAUGCUACAGUUCAGUGCAUUUUAAGCUUGUGCGAAGUGAUGAGCCUGACUUCCACCUACAAACUCAUACCUAUGCGAAGCUGCCGGAAGAGAGACAGGCAAAUUAA